This is a messenger RNA of Nezara viridula (southern green stink bug), 9858 nucleotides long. Lineage: Eukaryota; Metazoa; Arthropoda; Insecta; Hemiptera; Pentatomidae. The record is from the annotation of a GenBank genome assembly.
UCCGAGAAUUUCAUACAGGUAUGGGUAUAAUCAGUGACCUUAUCAUCAGUUCUUAUCUAUGUUGUUCUAACUACUGUUCGUUUCAGUUUUUAUUUAGAAACAAAGAUAGCUUGUAUUUUAUGUUAGUGUUGUCCGGCAUAAAAAUGUGGCCUUUAGAUUAUGAUAUUGGAGUAUUGCCCGCAGAACAGAAUAGAAGGUAGUUAAAUUAUGAUUCGGAGAUGAUAUGGACUUUUAAGAGUUCCUCUACUUUUAAAAGGAUAAACAUUCAAUAAGAUCUGUAUCAGGGUCUUUAAAGUGAUAAAUACACGUACAGAACAUUAAUUAUAUUUUAUUGAUUCAAAAGAAAGAGUUGUUAUGAGAAUUUUAAUUUAUUGUAUUUUUCAAAAAUUAAAAAAAUAAUACAAAACAAUUUUAAUAUAUGAGUCCAUGACAUUUUGUAAAAUGUUUUAUUUUCCUCCAACUGAUUAUCCUAGAAAGAUACCUACCUAUAUAGAUACACAGAAAAUUUAAUACAAAAAUGGUGAUAGAUUGAAUGUGAUUACGCCCAGUAAUCCUGUGAUAACCAAAAAUUGUUGAAAAAAUUAAUUUAUAAUUUGGAAAAUUCUUGACUAUACAAAUGUAUUGUUUUGCUUUUUUUGUUACCUGUUAUCAUGUUUUUCCCCUUUAAACUGAUAGUAAUUUAUUCCUUUUCAUUUUGCAAAACUACUAUUGUGUUUCCUAACCUGAUUACUGAUUACAUUACACCUGAGAUUCCACCUGACUGUUCUAUAUAGUGGCUUAUGAAUUCGUAUUGUUAUUAUUUGUACGCCAUCAAUUGUGUGGUUUUUACUAAUUUAAUAAGUUGAUCUAUGUGUUUGCCUCGUUCGCAUACUCAUUGAGACAAUUUAUACUACAUGUAUCACAUAUUGUUUGUGACUUUGCUUAGGUGGAACCCACUUGUGAUUUGUGAUAUGUUAUACUAUGUUUAAAGAUUGAUUUAUACUCAAAGAUAUUUUUGUCUUUAAAGGUAAUUGUCUCUAAUAAUUGCUUUAUGAAUUACAUAUAAUAGUACAACUUCUAGAUGUCAAGUUUGUGAUAGGGAUGUCAUAAGUUUUCUGAAUCCAUAGAUUCUGUGUAGCAUGUUUUCUGUAGUUAAUAGGAUUAUGUUACCAUUUAUUUGAACUAGUCUCAGUUUCUUUAAAUAAUUAGUAUUUUAAUGUAAUGUUCUGUAGAUUGUGUACUUCGUGUUUAAAUUUCUUCCUUUCCAUGUGAUAUAUGUUUCAGCUAACCCUCUUGUUCCCUGUUUUACAUCAAAAGAAGAGGAAUCAUGAACCCUUCUGAUCAUGGGUUUAAUCCUGCCUUUAAUAUGGCUGCAAUCAAACAAGUCAUCAAUGAUGCAGUUGAAAGAGUUAGAGCCCCUUCGCCUAUGCGUUUGAGAGACCUAAUUAGGCAGAUUCGUGCUGCAAGAACUGCUGCAGAAGAGAGAGCCGUGAUCAACAAAGAAUGUGCAUACAUACGAUCAACAUUUAGAGAGGAAGACAGCUUAUGGAGAUGUAGAAACAUCGCUAAAUUAUUAUAUAUUCAUAUGCUUGGUGACUUAAAUAGUACUACUCAGUUUGUAGUCGGGCUGGCACUUUGCACACUUGGUGCAAUUGCAUCUCCAGAAAUGUCCCGUGAUCUCGCCGGGGAAGUAGAGCGAUUAAUGAAAUCUCCUAAUGCCUACGUGAGAAAAAAAGCUGCAUUAUGCGCCUACCGAAUCAUACUCAAAGUGCCAGAACUUAUGGAAAUUUUCCUGCCUGCAACAAGAUCUCUCUUGUCAGAAAAAAAUCAUGGAGUGUUAAUUACCGGAGUAUCAUUAAUAACAGAAAUGUGUGAAAACAGUGUGGAUACUUUGCAGCACUUCAAAAAGUUGGUCCCUAACUUAUUAAGGCAUUUGAAAAACUUGAUCCUUGCGGGUUAUUCACCUGAGCACGAUGUAUCAGGGAUUAGUGACCCGUUUCUGCAGGUGAAAAUUCUUAGAUUGUUGAGAAUUUUGGGUAAAAAUGAUGUUGAAGCAUCAGAGGCUAUGAACGACAUCUUAGCUCAAGUUGCCACCAAUACAGAAACCAGUAAAAAUGUAGGGAAUACCAUCCUUUAUGAAACAGUUUUGUCUAUUAUGGAUAUUAGAUCGGAGAGUGGACUAAGGGUGUUAGCUAUAAAUAUCCUUGGAAGAUUUCUCGUGAACAAUGAUAAAAAUAUUAGAUAUGUUGCUCUAAACACUCUGUUGAAGACUGUUCACGUUGAUACGAGCGCAGUGCAAAGGCAUAGGACUACGAUCCUGGAAUGUUUAAAGGAUCCAGAUGUAUCGAUUCGACGAAGAGCAUUGGAGUUGAGUUUCGCCCUCAUCAAUUCAGGCAAUAUCAGAACAAUGAUGAAAGAGCUUCUUAAUUUCCUGGAAAGAGCGGAUCCUGAAUUCAAAGAGAUGGCUUCGUCUCGGAUUGUCCUGGCAGCGGAAAAGCACGCACCUAAUAUUAAAUGGCACUUGGAUACACUUCUCAGUGUCCUCGUGGCAGCUGGAAACUAUGUUCGGGACGAUGUAGUCUCAUGUACUAUUCAGUUGUUAGUUGCAAAUCCUAGCCAGCAAGAAUACAUGGUACCGCAGUUAUGGUCAGCUCUCGAAAGUGAUACAGCAGAUCGUCAACCACUUACGCAGGUUGCAACAUGGUGCAUUGGAGAGUUUGGUGAUUUAUUGUUAACUACAUCGGGAUUAAAGGCUGUCAUCCAGGCAUAUCUUUUGGCAACAAAAUUGGAAACAGAUAAGACGGGAUACCUAGGAAGGAUUCAACAGUAUUGGCAAGAACUAUAUCCACAGAUGACUAUGAGUUCACAAAGGAUAAGUGACCAAGUUAGAGUGAUCCGUUCAAGAAAAUUUCUAUCUGAAGUGGAAACAGAAAAUAUCAAAAUAGUAGUAUCUGAACGAUUAGGAAUGGUGCAAAUUGAAAAUGAAGAGCAGCCAACAGAACCUUUUCUAGAAAGAUCGAUGGCAAUAGAGGCAGCUCCUCCAGAAGAAGAAGACAAAGACAUUGACAAACUAGUGGAAUCAUUAUUAUCCCAGCAUGUGAUUUAUGAGGGGAUACCGCUUGAUGUUAGACCAAUCCUCUCAAAGAUUCCCUAUAGCUUCAAAUCACGGUUGACUGUGAAUCGGGUUAAUGAGGCUCUGAGUAGAAUUAUUGUAGAUUACCCAGAAAUGACUGUCGAAGCUGUUUGUCAUUGGGCCUAUGUUGCAGCUAGUGUCAUUAUUAUUGAACUUGGCUUGGAAAAACAAGGAAAAAAGAAAAAUAAAAAUCAUACAAAACUUCCACGCUGGCAGAGAAGAUUGGAAAAUAAAAUAGCGUCGCUCAGGGCAAGUAUUGGAGUCAUAACGAGUUAUAUCAGGAACCCCGUUGGAACAAGUACAAAAGUGGCUGAAAUUAUAGAUAUAGCUGUGCCAAAUGACGGAAACAUUAACUCAGUCUGCGCAGAAAAAAUUUGGAAAUAUCAAGGUCUAGCAGCUGAGUUAAAAAGUUUGUAUAAACUUAAUAAAGUAACCGUUAGGGGCAUUGUGAUAUCCAGCAAUGGCCUGAUACCGGUGUCUACUGUGGAAGCUACUGACAGGCUAGGCCUCCCAACUCAUGUAAUAAAGGAAGCUCAGAAAGCGGUGCUGCUGAAUACUGCCAGAAUUGUUUCAGAGGCUGAGGUUUUAGCUGUUUACCAAAGAUUACUUUUUUCACCUCAAAAUACUCCAAUUACAAAACAGUAUGCUCUGACUUCAUUAACUAAAUUGAGCACAAGGUUUCCGACAGAAACCAGUAAGAUUCGGGAGUUGAUAGAAAGUUUUGGUUCACAUGUCCAAAUGGAGUUACAACAGCGAGGAGUCGAAUAUGGUCAACUAUUUGGCAAAUUUUCACAUCUACGGACUGCCCUAUUGGAAAGAAUGCCACCUUUGGAAAUUCAAAAAAAUAAUGGAAAUACUGGCCAGAAUGGAAGCCAUGAAUUAGAUAGCGAGGAAGACCUUAUCGAUAGCAAUAGUUCUCUACGCAAUACUUUUCCUCAAAUUCAUGAUAAAAUGUCAGAGGUGAGUGGUUUAGACUCAUCUUAUGAUAUAAUUUCUGAUAAGAAACCUCCGGCAGAUAUCAAAGUUAGCAAUGAUACUACUCUUUCUCUUCAAAACAACAACAAUAACAUCCUAAAUGCUAUUAAUUCAGUUAAUGACUACCUUACAGAUCCUCCCAUACCGCUAGUUCAACCUCAAGAGUCUACAGUUUAUGAAAAAGAUGGGUUAAGGAUAGAUUUCGCUUUGCAGAAAGUUCCUGAUUCACCUAAUACAACCAUUGUUAAUGUCACUGCUUAUAAUACUACAUCCACACCUUUUACUGAGUUUGUUUUUCAAGCUGCAGUUCCAAGGACAUUCCAACUUCAGUUAAUGCCACCGUCAGGUACCGUCAUUGCUGAAAAUGGUGUGGUAACGCAGGUAUUGAGAAUAACAACGCCAAACAAGUGCUCUCUUCGGAUGAGAAUUCGAGUAUCAUACAAUUGCGGUGGUGCUACAGUUACCGAUCAGGCGGAGAUAAACAAUUUCCCAUCCGAAACUUGGCAAUGACAUGAGUCUACUCGAGGGAAAUGAAUUGCUUGACGGAGAUUGAAUCUUAUCGGAACUGGAGUGGCCUCAGAUCACAAUGACGUGAUAUACAUUCCUUAACCAUACUUUAUAUGCCUAUAUUUGUUUAAGUCAAUUAAUCUAGAGCUCUGUAUCAUUUAAAACAGAAUAUUUAUUUUAUUUUAUCUAGUUUUUUUUUAGUUUUUUUCUGUCUUUUGGAAGGUAAAAUGGAUAUUUUAAUUAAAUUAGUUAAAGAAAUGUAGCGUUAAAGUUUAAAACCAAAUUAAUGGCUAUGGUCAGUUUGUUAUGUAUAUGCAGUAUAUUUAUUUAUUUUUAAGUAUUUUAUUAUGGAAUCUAUUAUUGAGCAUUGUGUAUUAUCAAAUGUUUUGAAUUUUUAUUUUUAUUUUUUUUGUUUUUAAAUAUUUAGUUUAAUUUUUCAAGCAUUUCUACUUUUACCAACUGUAUAUUUAAUUUUUGCAUAACUUUAAUGUUAUUGUUGUACUAAGUUAUGUUGUGAUUCAUUAUUAAAUAUAGCCAAUGUUGUUUCCAAUUAAAAAGAACCAUUACUAUUGAUUUAAAAAAUCAUCUAUUAUUUAGUUAUUUUUUAAUUUUAAUCUCAUUAUGAUAUAGUCUCUUGAUUUUUCUGAUCGUUCAAAAUUUGAACAGUUGAUCAUUCACAUAUUAAUCGUUAUGAUAUUUUAUUAAGUUGACUUUGAGCACCUCAUCUCUUUUUAAAAUGGGAAUCCAAAGAUUUAUGAUAACUGGUUAAUUAUUAUCUUUUAAUGAUGUGAUUUUUAAUAGAGGGGAGGGGGGAGAGCAAAAAGUCAUUCUUCAAGUAGUUUACCACAACUUAUUUAUCGAGACAUGAAUCAAUUGUUUUAUUUUUUUAUUUUUUAUUCAAAAAGUAAAUGCUCCAUUAAUUUGAUUUCAUAUAAUAAAUUGUUGAAUUUUCCUUUAUUAUUUAAAACAAAUACAUAAAAAAUAUUACUACUUUGUUAUAAUUUUAUUUGUUUAAGUUUUACAAACUCUGUGAUAUGAAUAACCAUGUUCAUUCAACUGUUGUUUACAAUAAAAAUAAUUUCUUGUUGUCUAAAUAUGAAAGUAUUAUUUAAAAUAUACAUAUUGAUUUUAGUAAUGUUUUAAAGACAUUAAACCAGCAUUCUAUUACUUUUUUCCUUCUUUUUUUGUUAAAAUAUUGAUUAUAAAAUGUUAUAAGUAAGGAAGAAUGUAAAGUCAAAAUUUGUUGUACAUAUCUUUCUUGUAUAUCUGUAUAUAGGAGACUAAUCGAGAAAUGUGCCUGCAUUGAUCAUGUUCGCAUAUGCACAUGUUUAUUAUGUAAUUGUAUUAUUUUAAGUUAUGUGUACAUAUGUGUUUAAUUUUUAAAAAAUGUACACUCGAUUAUUUAAAUAGUUAAAUAACUUUAAAUAAGAGUACUUAAUUAAUAUAUCCGAAUAAACAAAUAUAUAUAUUCUAUAAUUAUUAUGUAUAUUUUUUUCUCUCAUUAUAUUAUUAAUAUAUUUUGUAAAUACAAAACAUGUUUGGGAAGGACAGGGCACCCUAAUUAGGUAUUUAUUUAUAAGUGGAUCUUAAUUUAGCUCAGUUGUUAGUUUAAAAUAAAUAAAUAAAAAAAAAAGAAUGAUGACUAGUAAUGAGCAUUAACGUAUUCUUGUAAAUACAUAGAAUUAUUGGCUCCCUCCAUGAAAUUUCUUAGGUAAUGUAAAUAUUUUUAGUACUAUUUAAAUACUUCUUACUUGAUGAGAUGGGUAAUCGAAGAUGGUAUGAUUGUUUUAAGCCAAAAUGUUCUUACCUUUUAAUACAAAUACUAAAUUACCUAGAAAGACUGAAAAUAAUCAGACUUGAUGAACCUGGAGAGAAUGAUUUUACUUGUGUAUAUAUAGUAUAGUUAAUGCCUCACAUCAUUUCAUUAUUUAAAUAAAUAUUGCUCUCAAAGACUAUUUUUAUCUGUAUUUGAUAUGUAAAGUAUGUCACUAUAUAGUCAUAGUCUAUUUUGCUUUUAGUAAAUUAUUACCAUUCUUCAUAAAUACUACUUAUAUUAAGUUAGAAAAUGUCACUAAAUUGUCGAUUUUCCAUACACAGUGGGUCUUUAUUAUUGUCUGAAAACCAAGAACAGUGAUAACAAAAGUUAUAUUUUAAAAUAAGAUUUUUUGUGAUCAUAGUCAAAGGUAUUUUUAGCUGUUAUAGGCCUAUUGACUUUUUAAUUAUUAUUUAUGUAGAUGAACAAUAUAUGAUUUUAUUAAAAUGUAAUAGUCAACCAAUUCUUUGAUAUUUCAAAUUUAGAUUUAGAUAAUGUUUUUCUUUACUUAAAUUAUGUUACUAACUGAGAAUUACUGUCGAACCGCCUUGCUCUUGUUACAUUCUCAUCAUUUCUUGUUCUCUUUCAAGCCUCACCUUAUUCCUUCCCAUAUAUAUAUUUCCUUAUUUAUAUAUGAUUUCCACUCCGUGUGAUUAUUUUUUAGUUGAAAAAUCAGGGCUUAGCUUUCUUGCUUACGGGUGCAGCGGAUAUUUAUUACAAUAUGUUCUGGGCAUACGUUUCUUGAUUCAGUACGUCCUGGUUAAUUAUUUCAUAUUUUGUUUCCAUUUUUGUUAAAUAUUUAUCACUACAGCUUCUCGGUCAUGGUCACAACAAAUAUAAUGUAAUGUUAGUAAUCCAAAUUUUAUUCGUCCAGAUACUCCAAUAAUCUGAACAACUUGAACGUCCCACUACUAUCUUCUACCAAUAAAUGACAUGAACUGUUCCGACUAGGGGUAGUGUUGUUCUUUCAUGAGGAGGGGAAAAUCGUUUUCAGUGAGAACAUAGAUGCCAGCCUUCAUAGUGUGUACCUUAGUGGCUAUAAGGCGGUGCAGGUCAUUACUACCACAUAUGGUUCAUAUGCAAUCCUCACUCAGAGAAUAUUGGGAAGUCCUCUCUCCUGUAACCAUCUUCAAGCAGGAUAAGGUUGAGAGUUACGAGUUGCCCUUCUGCAAAGAUCUGCACCGCCUCGUCUGAUACAGUCCUGUAGGCCUUAGCUACCUCCAGCACAGCUGUUCUUUGUAUGUCGCCAACCUGGUCUUGUUUUUUAAGAGUCUAGGAUACUAGGUGGGGGAUUCAUACAUAAGAUUACCUUGAAAUACUCCUAUAUUAUUUGUCAUUGUCACUGGCCCCAGAGAGUGCUCCCUACUUAAACUAAGUUCAUUGAGUGUGUGGCUCUCCAUCAAAACAUGUGUUUGGACAUAAUCGAGUGAAGUGAUCUUGUUCUUUUUAUCCUGAUGAAGCCUGAAUUAGCAAACCAUUGACGCGUUAGUUUUUUUUUCCUACAUUAUAGAGAAACAAAGUUAUGUAGUUGGAUUUUUUCAAUGACUACCAACACAUUAUUUUUUAAACAUAAACUUAAUUGAGGCUAUGAUGAAUGAUACCUGACAUUUUCAUUGAGAACAUAAUUUUUUUUUUAUAAUUCACCCUUAUGAUACAAUUUUUUUAAGUAUAACAAAUUAGGCCAUAAUCAUAUGGCAAAGGAUCAGGAGUAAAAAUGAUUAAUGUUGAUUAACCACUUUUCUUCACAUAUUACCUUAUUUUGGAUUCCAUGACCCUGGGCAUAGAUUACUUAAUGACUGGUAUAGGUACCAUCAUGGUUCUUAAAAAAAUAAAUAAAUAGGUUUUUCAGACUUGACAAAAAUUCCUGAAAAGAGACAUUCAUCAUUUUCCCUCCUGACCUUACAUAUUGUAUAUAGUGUGUGUAUUCAACUGUAAAAUAGCAUAGGGUUGCUAUGUGCAUGGACUAUCCUUGAGUGGGUAGUAGGGGAAGCAUUCCUCUUACUACAUGUAAUUUCUUGCAGAGGCUCGGUGUUGGAAGGGAGCAGAUGCAGACCAUGAUAGAAGUUAUUAUUUUAGACUCACUAGGAAUCCUCCAUCACCACAUGUAUUGAUUGAUCUUGGCCUUCACUUAUUUAAUUUUACAAACUGUUCUUGGCAUAUCUGAUUAGUAUUCCAAUGGUUCGAUCUAACCUUCUCUUAUUUUUUUAAAUAAUAUUAUCGUUAUGGGUUGAUGGUGGACUGUAGUGAAUAAUUGAAGAGAAGGAUGGUUGUGGUGAUCAGUAAAAAUAAUUGUAUUUAUUUUUAUUAUUUUAUUUUGACUGAUGACCCCAACCAUCGUUCGUUCUCUUCAAAUAGUAUCUAUUUAUUAAUGAGUAUGCUGUGUUAUUUAGCAACUCGCCACAGUUGAGCAGCCGUGCACUGUUGUAAUAUUAUUUAUUUCCUUUUGGUUCCUUCUUCCUAACUCUUUUUAAUAAAACUAGAUUUAAAUGUCAUUCUUAUUAAGUUUAGAGCAAUCUGCUAUCUUUUGUUUCUGUAACAGUUACUUAAACUCAAGUUGUCAAAAUCAUCAAAAGCCUUUAAAUCUCAAAAGAUGAGAUUACCAUUCUUCAUAUCUCACUCCAUAUGGUUGUGUUUUCUGUGAGACUUCUCGCCCUAAAUUCUUUAAUAUUUACAAACAUUAAAAUUAAUGAAAUAAAUGCUUUAAACAUAAAAUUGUAUUUUGCCAAUGGUUUUAUUAAGUCUUUUACAAGGACUAACUUGAGAAAAACGAUUAUAAAAUCAUCCUAAUUAAUAUCAAAUUUUGCAGAUACCUUUAGACUAUUGAUCCAAAUUAUUGGAUUGUCCAAAAAAUAAUGUAGGCUUCAUGUUUUCUUUACAUUAAUCCUUUAUAUAGCAAGCUGUGUUUUAGGGAUUAUUUUUUUGUAUAGAUAUUAGCACUCUUCCAACAGAAAUGUUUUUAUCUUCUGUAGCAGAGAGAAUAAAACAGAGCAACAGAAAUACCAUGUGAGGAAAUCACUCCGUAAACACCUUUUAUGUUCAGAAAAUUUCAGUAUGCUUGUUGAUGAUUGAGAGUGAUUAGGUAAGAUAUGAGCAUGAGUGAAAUACCAAAGCUUUGUAAAUUAAAACAAACAUUUACCAAUAUAUGCUUUUUAUUAAGAAUGGGCAAUCAUAGCAAUUAUUAUAAUAAAAAUAGUAAAUAUAAUCAUAUAUAUAUAUAUAAAUAAAUUUAAAUAUAAAUAAACUUCAUCAUCAAUAACAUAGUAAAAUAAUCACAUUUCAUCAUGAUUUCUUGGUGGCCUUAUAUGGCUGUUUCUUUUAAUGCUAUCAACCAGCCAUAAGAUACCUUCAUCGACCCCAUCUCUGGAAAAAAAAUGUUAAUUGUCAAUAAUUAUAAUAUAAUUCAAUAAUAAAACAUAUUAUUGUUAUAUUAGGGGUCAUAUACUGGAGUAGA